Molecule: messenger RNA, 1149 nt
Organism: Plodia interpunctella (Indianmeal moth)
Lineage: Eukaryota; Metazoa; Arthropoda; Insecta; Lepidoptera; Pyralidae
Gene: CPG20
Exons: 2
Coding region: 95-646 (183 amino acids)
Source: RefSeq, a predicted model, not a curated record
GCCCCACCGCGUCAGGUUAGGUAUAUAGCAUCAGAUAGCAUCCUCAACGACACACAACCUCACAACGACCCGAAGUGACCCAACACUAAGCAUCAUGAGAGCCUUCGUAGCGUGCAUAGCCCUUGCGUUGGUAUCAGUCCACGCCGAGCCCCCAUCCGGCUACAACUACAACCGCCCCUCAGGAGGCGGAAUCAGCGGUGGCUUCAGCGGCGGCUUCAGCGGCGGCCUGAGCGGCGGCGGCAGCUACCGCGCCGUCUCCUCCGGCUACCAGACCUCCGAAGGCCAGAACGUCGACCCCCAACUCUUGGAACAAGUCCGCCAGAUCCUCCUUAAAGAAGAAUCUCAAUCUUCAUCUGGAUCAGGAUUCGGCGGUGGAUACGCCAGCGCUCCCUCUUCGUCCUACGGUGCCCCUGCUCCUUCCUCAUCUUAUGGAGCCCCAUCCUCCUCAUACGGUGCCCCAUCUACCUCUUACGGUGCCCCAUCUGCCCGCGUUGUAGGCAUCGACCUUGAAGGAGUCCGUCAGGCUAUCCAAGUCGCUCAGUUCGAGCAGUCCGGAGGCUCUUCAGGUGGAUACCCAUCUGGACCUUCCUCCUCGUACGGUGCCCCCGCCCGCGCCCCCUCCGGCAGCUACGGCGCCCCCUACUAAGUAACCAACCAAAAAAAUGACAGGGCAGUUCAGUUUUCAGUCACUAAAAAUGAAUGAUCCCUGUCGGUCGACGUUAUUCGUGAGCGCUCUAUACAUCUGUGGGCGCAUGCGAAUGUUUAAAAAGUUCGGCCGGUGGCCACGUACAAUGUAGGUGGUGCCGGUCCGGCCGAGUCGUUCCACCUUCGGCCAACGCCUGCGACUGUGCACGAUCACGGGUUACCAGUUCUCCUGCGAAAGUCACUGCUUAAUUUUCAUCACUCCGGCUCUUUAUCUUUAUUAUAACAAGAGAAAGAUUCAGAUAGAUGGAUGUUACGCAGUGUUUUCGUGGUUGGGCUAUAGAUGCACCAGCGGCGAGCCAGUCGUGACUUUUCCUGUCGAAACGAAGUGGCUUGUCGCUGGACUCGGCUCAUGUCUUGUAUAAAGUAUCAUAAGAUAGCAUAAUUUAUAUUAAUAAGUUUUAUUAUUUUUGUUUACAAAAAAAUAAAUACAUUUUGACACCGUAA